Anopheles darlingi is the source of this 2425-nucleotide messenger RNA. It is a transcript of the gene barr, whose product is annotated as condensin complex subunit 2. The record is from RefSeq and is a predicted model, not a curated record. Gene Ontology annotation, molecular function: chromatin binding. Bases 85 to 2265 code for a protein of 726 amino acids. Gene Ontology annotation, biological process: mitotic chromosome condensation. The transcript is spliced from 4 exons. Gene Ontology annotation, cellular component: condensin complex. Lineage: Eukaryota; Metazoa; Arthropoda; Insecta; Diptera; Culicidae.
CAUUUUCAUAAAAAGGACGCGCAAAAGGGUUUUUGUUUGCGCAAACCCGUUUUCAGUGAAAUCCGCUUUUCCGAAAUAAUCAGAAUGUCAACACCGUUGCGGAAGUCGCUCCUCCCUCAGACGCCAAAGCAUGCCACCAACGAUGAUGAGGCGGAACGCCGGAGAGGCCGAUCGGUGGUUUCGCUGGACGAGUCGGCCUCGUCGGCGAGCAGCAGCGCCGCUGCGGACAACGAGAAUAUCAAAAUGUGUUUAAAGCUGUACUCCGAUAACAAACUCAGCAAGGAUAAUGCUUGGUCGUUGACGAUCAUCGACAGCUUCGCGAAGCUGAUUUCGCGGCACUCGAAGACGCUGCAAAACUUCCAGGUGGCCGGCUCAACGCUCGAGGCCUCGACGAAGGUGUACGGCCUGCGUGUAGACUCCGUGCAUACGGAUGUGAUGCGCAUGUGCUCGGAGCUCACGCGCCAAACGGCCCGUGCCAUGAACAACAACGCCGCGGAUGAAGAUGAUGCUGCCGGUGAUGGUGAUGGCGGUGACGCCGAUGCCUCGAUGGCCGAAGGCGUCAACAAGGAAAACGAAGGCGGCGGUGGACAGCAAUCGAGAGCGAAGAAGAAACGAGCCCGGAAAAUGGUCAGCACGGUAACCAAGUCGAAGGAAUCGAUCAACGCACAGCUCGAUACGAUUCCGUUUACGGAUCCAUUCUUCGCGAAACUUAACUCCGUCGUGGGAGACGUGAACAGUUCCAGUCGCUUGAUGCAGAAUAUCAUUCCUACGAAAUUGGCCGAUCUGCGACUGCGCAUGGACUAUCCGUUUUGGGAUGCGCAGGAAUCGCCAAACCUGGAUUUGGAUUGUGAGCCGGAUUUGCCGACCGAUGAAACGGAUCUGUGUACGAUUCAUGCACGGCCGAUCGGACCGGACAAUCGGUUGCACGAGUUACGCAGUGGGUACGUCAUAACGGACGCUCCGGCUGAGGAGGACGAGGAUGAUGAGGUGGGCGGUCUCGCGCAUCUGAACGAUUCUAAUGCUCGUGCCUACGAUGCAACGCUUCUGAAUCGUUCGGCACUGGAAAUGCAGUUCGAUAUCGACGCGGACGUGGAACCAGUACCGUCCGGGGAUGCGUUCAUAAUCGAUUACGACGCGAAAGACAUCGAUGGAAACGACGACUUCGCGGAAGAUGAUGAACGGGCGCUGAGACAGUGCAAGGGAUUGAUGCGCAAAAUGAUCCAUAUCGAAGAUAUGCGACCGGUGGAUACGUCCUGUUCGCAGCUCGAGUACUCGUACCGGCCGCUCGACCAUAUCUCCCAGUUUUGGGCUGGACCGGCUCAUUGGAAGUUCAAGCGAUCGAUAGUGCCCCGUAGAACGAUAUUGGCACAUUUGGGUAGUGAAAGUUCAUCGACCAGCGGUCCAUCGGUGAAGAAACGCUCGACCGGUCGUAGACGGAAACGGUUCGAGCAGGACUCGUUGGACGAUGUGUUCAGUGUAUCCGAGCAGGUGUUCCAACCGUACAUCCCGGGCCGACCAUUAAAGGGCAUCAAUUGCCUGAAGAGCUCGAUCUGCAAAAAGUGGGAUUCAAAAAAGCUCAAACUGCCAACCGAUUACAAGCUGGAUCGUGAACGGUUCGAUAAAUGGCAGUAUGCGCGCGGGCUAACCAUACGAGAAAACCGGAACGUCGCUGUGGAGCUUUCUCCUUCUGAAGAGUAUAACUGCGAUGCAGGAGAUGAUCAGAUCUCGUGCGGUGUUGAUAUGGACGAUGGUCAAGAGAUGAACGGAAUGGAUAACGAUGUGGGAUUCCCUGCAGUCGUUCAACCAGGAGUCGAAGGCGAUGAAGCCCCAAGUCAGCCUCUUAAUCAGACCGUCGAUUUUAUCUCCACCGAGUUCAAAGGUGCACCUGAUAAGGUGGCCAAAAUUAAUAUCGCGUACGCCAAGACGGCUAAGGUGAUCGAUAUGAAGCAGCUCAAGUACAGCUGUUGGCGUGUUAUCAACUCGUACAUAACACCGGAAGAACCCGCAGCCACCCAACAAUCACAGCUGGCAGAGGACGAUCCACAGCUACCGCUUCCUCCUGCGACACAAUCCGCGGACGAUCGCCAGAUCAAAUUCAGCAAACUCUACCAGAAGGUACCCCAGCUGCUGAGCAAAUCCCAGAGUGAAAACAUCUCGAAAGCGCUCGCCUUUUACGCUGUCCUGCAUCUGGCCAACGAGAAAUCGUUGCGGCUUGAGGGACAGGCAGAUUUUAAAGAUUUCGUAAUCAUGAAAGCGGAAGAGUAGAUGGGUUGAUGGGUUGAUUUAUGUAUGCAAUUGGGGCCUACACGGAAACGGCAAUAAUGUAAUUUUGUAUAAACUCUGGCAUAGAUCAAUCUUAUCCCUAUUCCAAGCGGAAGAUCAAUCUUCUGCACCGGCAGUGAAGAGUAUAAUAAUAUAAGAUGCA